GGCGAUCAUAGUUCAAAAGUUCGUACCGUCAUUCGUUGUUUGAUCUCCCUGAAGCGAGCUGAUCCGGAUGCCAAGGCGAUAAUUUUUAGUUCUUGGAUUUCAGUACUGGUCACUUUGGCGGGCGCUUUCGAGGGAAAUAGCAUCGCGUAUACCACCCUAUUGCACGCUCGUGAUGCCUGUCAACCGCACCGUUUACAUGCCUGGCAGACACAAGGAUCAGCUGUAUGGUGCCUUUUAUUGCCUGUGCAAAUGGGAGCCAAUGGUCUGAAUCUGACGGCAGCCAACCAUCUCCUUCUUGUGGACCCUGUACUUAGCCUUGGUCGCGAAGCGCAGGCUAUUGCUCGGAUGCACCGAAUCGGACAGACGCGGUAA
Protopolystoma xenopodis is the source of this 372-nucleotide messenger RNA. Lineage: Eukaryota; Metazoa; Platyhelminthes; Monogenea; Polystomatidea; Polystomatidae. The record is from the annotation of a GenBank genome assembly.